Messenger RNA from Candida albicans SC5314, 1647 nucleotides. RefSeq lists its product as uncharacterized. Lineage: Eukaryota; Fungi; Ascomycota; Pichiomycetes; Serinales; Debaryomycetaceae. Gene Ontology annotation, biological process: transmembrane transport. The record is from RefSeq and is a predicted model, not a curated record. The coding region runs from base 1 to 1647 and encodes 548 amino acids. Gene Ontology annotation, cellular component: fungal-type vacuole. Gene Ontology annotation, molecular function: transmembrane transporter activity. The transcript has a single exon.
AUGGUAAAUCAAGUUGUUGAAAAUAAUGAUUAUGAAAUGGUACCAGGUACGGUACAUUUGAUUGAUAUUAAUGGGAAUUUGGAUGUACAAAAAAAUGGUGAUAUCAUUUUACAGCCACAACCAACUAAUAAUCCAAAUGACCCCUUGACUUGGUCUAAACUGAAACGACUCAUUCAAUUUUCUCUUGUCUGGAUCUGGGGUUUAUUUGUUGCCGUUGCUAUCAAUUGGGUUGGACCAGUUUUCGGUGUUUGGGAAAAAGAUUUGAAAACCACUAUAGGAGAUUUAUCUAAUGCAGUUGCCGUUGGGUUUCUAUUUUUGGGUGUUGGAGUAUUACUUGUACAACCAACAACUUUAAAAUUAGGUAAAAGGUUUAUUUAUAUUGCUGGGAGUAUUUUCACAAUAAUUUCCUUAGCAGUUGGAUCUCAAGCAACAGAAGUGGGGUCUAUAUUUGCAUUCAAGGCACUUGUUGGUCUUGGUGCUAGUCCAUGUGAUAGUGUGGUAGAGCUUAGUGCCACUGACCUUUUCUUUCAACAUGAAAGAUCAACAGCUAUUUCUUCAUUGAUUCUUGCAUUGUAUGCGGGUUCAUUUGUUGGACCAAUUAUUGCAGGGUACAUCACUGAUUCAAUUGGUUGGAAAUGGUGCUUUUAUGUACAAAUCAUUAUAUAUCUGACAUUUUUGAUUAUCCAAAUUUUCUUUCAACAGGAAACAACUUUUAGAAGAUCCUUAAGUGAUGAGACAUUAGAGGAGGAAAUUUUGCAGCAAAUCAAGUCAACCGAAAUCAACAAUGAAAAACAAAUUAUUUCUGAACCGCUUGCAAAGGAAAUAGUAGAUGAAGAGCUGGGAUCUUCAAGUAUUGAGUCAUACAAAAAGAAAACUUAUUUCCAAAAAAUGAACAUUAUACAUACCGAUCAAAAUGAUUCCAGAAGUUGGUUGUGUAUUUUUUAUCGUCCAUUUUUUGUACUUUAUUAUCCUGCAUUUAUCUUUGGUGGGAUUGUGUAUGGAAGUCAAAUGAUGUGGUUACUGUUGACAUCAACCACUCAAACCUUGAUAUAUGGUGCUGAACCAUACAAUUUCUCAGCUAACGGGAUUGGUUUGACUAACUUGGGAUGUUUGGUUGGGUCAAUUUUGGGUACAUUUUAUGGUGGGAAAUUUGUUGAUUGGCUUUCUAUUAGAUUGGCUAAAAAAAACAACGGUAUCUUGGAACCUGAGUAUCGAUUAUGGGCCAUGAUUAUUCCAACGAUACUAAAUGCAGGUGGAUUAUUGGCGUACUAUCUUCCUUGUGCCAACAAAGCAUCAUGGGCUUUUUCAGUCGUUUUAGGACAAGGAGCAUUGGGUUUUGCAAUGAGUAGCUCUGGUAGUAUUUGCAUUACUUAUGCCAUUGAUUCUUAUCCUAAAGUCGCCAGUGAAGGAAUUGUUUUAAUGUUGUUCAUUAGAAAUAUGAUGGGGAUGGGGUUCUCAUAUGCCAUUCUGCCAUGGAUUAACAGAAAUGGCCUUGUGGUUGUUACGUGGUUGAUGUUCAUGUUGUCGAUUAUUAUAAAUGGAAGUUUUAUAGUAAUGUUGGUGUUUGGAAAGAGGUUCAGGCGUUGGACUGCCGCUCAUUAUGAAAAAGUUUCUGAGCCUAGAUAUGGAGAAUUCUUUAAACGUUAG